AUGAACACCCACUCAUUUGAUUUCGAAUGGCUAGCUGACCUUGAAAAAUCUCAAUGUUUUACAACCUAUGAAGUUUCUAAGCCCGCGAAGUCAAGUGAUUUUGGAUCCGGAGGAUACACUGCUUCAGUCACCGACUGGCAUGAACUUUUGCAGCUCACAGCUCCUGACGAAACAUGCGGGAUCGUGUUUGUAAGAGGGCACUUUCCGAAUACUCCAGAUGCUAUUUUAUCCAGAUCUCAACGUCGAGAUGACUCUGGUAAUAAAGGCACUUUUGGAACUCGGUUGAACACCACCGGUGAUGAAUCGGAUUUGGAACUUGGAGAGCGCCUGGCACAAGGUUGGAUAAAUCUUAGGUGGCCAUAUACAAAGUAUGAGCUGAGAAAUAAGCACGACAACGUGCUGGAUUUGAGCAGCGGUAGUUAUGAGCAGAUAUCUUUCAUUAGGGACGGUGUUCUCAUACAAGUCAUUCGGCUCAAGUGGGGUCAUGAGAGCUCGUUGAGCGAUUAUGACACUACGGAUGGUUUGGAGAAGAAGAAAGUUAGAGUGAAGAUCGGGGGUGUGGUGCAAUUUGGCUGUCCUUGCUCCAACAGAGGUCCGCCUGACCCAGACUCUUUCCACUUGAGCUCAGGAAUUGGACUCGCUUGUGUCAGUGAGAGAUACAAGAAGACACUAGAGAUGCAUCUUUUCAUCGACGGUAUCCGACAAGACAUAAGUACCCCUCUUCAUGGGCCCGAUCAUGAUGACAUCAGUGGAUCAGAAGUUGAUGCUUCGUCAGUACAUGAGAUUGAGCUUCGAUUCGGAGAGCCUGUUAUAAACGUAUCGACGUGUUCACUUCGAGACAUUGGCACGAGCUCGUCUGGACUCGAAGUGUCCAUAUUCACCAAGCUGGAGGACUAUCUUGGGAUAUCCAAUACUUCAAUAAGGAUGACUGAUCGACUAUGGACCGCGUUGUGCUCAGCCAAUUAUGAAGCCAGUGAGGCAGUUGAUGUUUGUGUCAUUGGUAGAGGGGUGGAGCAAAUUCUAGGGGUCUCUUCAGUACCUCUUGAAGGAGCUAAUGGCUCCAAUUCAAGUGACGAAACCGCGCUGAUUUGCAAUAUAAUGACCCCUCAAUACGUCAACGUGCAGAGUAGCUUUUUCCAAAUUCGCCUCCUCGUCAAAGCAUAUAAUUUCAUACGCAGUCGCCAUUUGGAGCCAGAUCUAUUUGAGCGUUUUCAGCCUCUGGUUAAAAUACGUGCUGCAUAUCUAUCGACACUUCUUGGAUCCAUAACAUCAAUUCUCACAUGGUUGAUCAACACCGACAUGAAACCCAGGCGUCUGCUACUUGCACUCAGAAGUGAUAAAGCCGCACCAGAUAUGGAGACACAGCCAUCCAAGCGACUACGGAGGUGCGAACAGAAUCGAGUGCAGAUGCAUACCGAUCAGUCAUACAAUCAAGCCUGCUAUGCAACCCUUGCAGUCUGGUACGUAAUGAAUCAUUGUCCACAAGCCGCAUCAGACACAUUCAAAUCUGCGAUUUUGUUACCUAAGUUGACACGGGCCUACGAAGCGGUGCAGAAACGUGCAUCAAGAGACAAGGAGCCAACUCCCAAGAACGAUGUGUUGCAAUGGCUUCACAUGAGCUGUUUGUUCCUGAUCUGCAACGGGGAAUUUAUAACAGACACCAAUAAAACAGCAGCGGACGGGUUUUCUCUGUCAGGGCUUGACCGGCAAGAGGUGAUCAGAACACAACAGAAGUUCGAGAAGUAUGUUUCUCGCUUAAAGACAGCCCAGGCUGAUUCUUAUUCUAUCGAGAACGAGGAGCUGGACCGUGUACUUCUCGUGAGUGAGGAGCUUGAAUUGGAUGCAAUUCCUGCAUCGUCAACGGCGAGCCUAGCUUUGUCACGAGCGAGGCAAAGUCGCAAAAUAAUCUUGCAGAGGCAGCGCACGACGAGAUUCAAUCCAGGUCCAAAGACGUGGAAAGGCUCACAGGCGAUCUCAAAUGGCCCUUGGGAACUGCAAUGCACCAAUCAUCAGGGAUCUUUGAGGGUAACAGACGAUGCCAAUAUCAAAGCUGCGAGAGAUAGAUUGUUCGAAUUUCUCAUGUCCGACUACUCAUUCAUGACAUCCUGGGACCGUGCUGAUGGCAACAUGGUUGGAAAGUGGUGGGAUAUCGAACCUGUCAGUGUCAUCUGUGCUACCUUAUUGGACCUCAAGUUUGAAGGAAAAUUGAAGUCUCCAAUUUCUGAAGCAGAAGCCGAUCUACUAGGUCACUCCGUUCAUGACAUUGAAGAAUUGCCAUCUGUUCAGAGAAGGAACUCCGACACCUUACCAGAGCCAUCAGAGGAGGAUACGAUACGUGACAUUCUUCUGCAAAUGAAGAAGCUGCAAGAAGAAUUAAGCAAAGAACAUCUGAUGCAGAUGAGACAGCUACUUGUGCAAGAAGAUAUCGCAGGGAGCUUUCAGGUGAAAGCAUUUGACUGGGUCUCUUGCAAGCCAGGAAAGCUCUAUCAUCCAGAUCGAUGGGUACAAUCUAUUCAAGACACACCCGACUUGUAUCAAGCCAAACAAACAAAAGACGUCCCUCUGCGAAAAGAUGUCCGCCAGUAUUUAGCCAGGCGCGAGGGCAUAGAUAUUAUCGCCGAACCAAGUUACACGCCGGAAAAUAUCAACAGCAAGCUCCCUGCUGCCGAGCUACAGUUCUUGGGUGUCUUUGAUCUGCACCUUUCGAAGAACUUUACAUUUAAGUCCAAGGAUAUCACAUUGCAAAACUUGGUCAAUGCAGAUCGACCUCUUGUGUCUGAGACUGGUCGCUUAAGCCAUGGUGAGGGGCAGCGUAAUUCUCGUGUUGUGGGUAUCAAAAAGGCUACUGACUCGUACAACUACGAUCAGCUGGACUCAUAUCGUAAAGUUCUCCUUGAUAAACUCAAUGACAGUUUGGUCGAUAUUGGAGCCAAGCAUCGUAUACUAUUUGCAGAAAAGUGUACCCCAGUUCUCGUUGGAGCUUUUAUAUACAUGUUCCAUCCAGACGGACUUGAUACAUUUGAUAAUUAUUUCGGUUCCGUUUCGAGAUUUACGGAGAGUCGUGAAGUGACAAUGUGGGCAACAAGCAUUACAAUAUCGUACUGGAGCAUCCGACCCGUUAGCAUUUCACAAGCUCAUGCGCAUAUGUUCAAAGAGAACAGAAACAAUGGCGAUUUCCCACCUACCAGCAUUGCCAGACUUGGCUCUAGAACUACAGCCCCCAAGAGAACGGGAUCUGCUGAACCCACAGAUGUUGUGGAAGAGCGGUGCUCAUCGAUCGUCAUCACCGGGGAUCCAGCUGGCCAUUUGUGGAUAUGUUCUAUCUGGUCCUCUCUCACGGACUCGGAAUCUAUUACGCAACCCAUACACGCGCUUUCGGAUGUGCUCCAGAGGUUCAUACAUCAACAAGCUUGUGGGAGAUGCUUGGCGUUCUUGUUACUGCUUGGGCAUCUUUGUGAGAAGUUGGCGGGGGAGUAUGAGAUGAUUCUUUCUAGAUUGGAUGUCAUCGUUGGCUUAGGGGAGAUAGUCUUGCUCGAAGGCUUGGUAUGGGGUACAAACGAGGCAGUAGAUAGGUUGAAGAAAAUGCUGUGGGGUCUCGAAGCCUUACGUGUCUUCAAUGACAGGCUAUCAGCAUCAUUAUCUCAGAUAAAAAAGGCUCAAGAGGCGAUGGCACGAACAGUGAAGCACGAAGCUGGACAGCAGCACGUUGAUCUACUCCAAGAAUUCAACAACGUCAUCGAAGAGUUCGAGAAACGAUAUGGCAUGUUGUCAGACGUCCAAGUCAGCACACAGCUGAAAAUCAUUCAAGUCACUGGGUUCCGCGAUGGAAUUUCUACAGUGGCCAAUGUUGAGGACAGUCAAACCGCACUUCGCGAUAGCAAAACGACGAUCAAGCAGGGAAACAAUAUCAGAAUACUGACAUAUAUUACCAUUGCAUAUUUACCACUUGGAUUUAUUACCGGCCUCUUCGCAAUUGAACAUGCUGAUUUCAUGAACAAAGCUGGAAAUAAUGGCUUUGCUAUUUUGACCGUCAUUUUCAUCUUGGGUACAUACACAUUGGCAUUGAGUUUGGAAAACAUCAUCGAGCAAUGGGAGCGUUUCAGGCGGGAGAAAUGGGGUAGACCUGGGAAAGUGAAGAAUGCUAGUGAUGGAACAGGGGGACAUGAUACUGAUUCAAAGAUGUCAGCUAAAGUUAUGGGGACUUUUUUCGGGCUGAGAAGAAGGAGGGAACAUGUGGAGGAAAACUUGGAGAGUGAGGAGAGAACAUCGAAGGCGGCUUGA
Cadophora gregata is the source of this 4281-nucleotide messenger RNA. RefSeq lists its product as uncharacterized. The record is from RefSeq and is a predicted model, not a curated record. The transcript is spliced from 12 exons. Bases 1 to 4281 code for a protein of 1426 amino acids. NCBI's taxonomy places the organism in Eukaryota, Fungi, Ascomycota, Leotiomycetes, Helotiales, Ploettnerulaceae.